GAGGGAGAACGAAGAGGAAGGCAUGGUGGGAUGGGACUGCAGAAGGAGAGAAGAAAAGGAGAGACAGGUAGGACAGAGGGAAUACAGGAAGAAAUAGGUGGGAAUUAUAGCAAAAGACGCAUGUAGGAGAUCAGGUAUGGGACAGAGAAGGACUAAGGUACAGGUUGAAAGUCAAAGUUAAGUCUAAGGAUAGGCAUGUUGAAGUGGACAGUUUGAGACCGAGGUGUUUUUAAAGUGCAUAUAGAGAAGAGGGGGGGUGGGGGGGGUGCAGCGUGAUCGUGUGCUGUAUCCUCCCCUCUGUCCCCGUAGCCAAGCUGAACGCCAGCCAGGAAAAGGGGAAGGGCCUCCCGUCUCCCUCCUUUUCCAGCUGACAAAAACAGCUGCCCAGGAGCUGGAGCUGGAGAACAGAGCCUGUUUAGAGAGAGAGAGGACGGGUGGGGAGGAGGACAGGGAGAAAGAGGAGGGGGGAGGAAACAAAAACCCAGUCCCAGAGUCCAGGACCUGUACACCUAUAUGGGUUGCGUCUUAAGUUCGGACUGGUGCGGGGAGGAAGAGGUGCAGCAGCCGGUGGCCGUGGUCAGGAACUCAUCCUUGAAGAGAAGGAGUCUGGACCGGAGUGACAGCGGCAGAAUGAGGCUCACAAAGGCAGGUAAAGGAGAACCCCAUGUCUUCAAGGAAAAGACUUUCAAGAAAAAGCGCCAGUGCAGCGUUUGCCGUCAGAACGUGGACAACGUGGGCUCCUUCUGCAGAGUAUGCAAGACAGCUACCCACAGGAAGUGUGAAGCCAAGGUCACCUCUUCAUGUAUCCCAGCUCCCUCCAAUGAUCUGCAGAGAAGAGGGACCGCUCCUUCUCGACACAUCCAGCAUCUGGGGUCUACCAAGUCUCUGACCUAUACCAAACAGAGGAACACCCUGCCAAGGAGCUUCAGUGUGGACCGGGUGAUGGAACGAGUAAUGGAGCGUCACUACGACUUCGACCUGACUUACAUCACCGAGAGGAUCAUCUCUGUCUUCUUCCCCCCUAAGCUGGAGGAGCAGCGAUACAGGCUUAACUUAAAGGAGGUGGCAGCCAUGCUCAAGUCCAAACACCAGGACAAGUUUCUGCUCCUGAACCUCUCUGAACGGCGCCACGACAUCACCCGCCUCAAUCCAAAGGUUCAUGACUUCGGUUGGCCCGACCUCCAUGCGCCGCCUCUAGACAAGAUCUGUGCCAUAUGUAAGGCUAUGGAGAUGUGGCUGACCUCUGACCCCCAGCAUGUGGUUGUCCUGCACUGCAAGGGGCACAAAGGUAAAACCGGAGUGAUCAUUGCAGCCUACAUGCACUACAGCAAGAUAUCUGCAGGGGCGGACCAGGCUCUCAGUACUCUUGCCAUGAGGAAGUUCUGUGAAGAUAAGGUGUCCUCUUCUCUCCAGCCAUCCCAAAACAGGUAUAUUUAUUACUUUGGGGGCCUUCUCUCCGGGGCCAUCAAGAUGAACAGUAGCCCGCUCUUUCUCCACCAAGUUCUCAUUCCAUCACUUCCCAAUUUCCAGGGUGAAGGAGGCUACUACCCCUUCGUGAAGAUCUACCAGUCUAUGCAGCUGGUCUACACUUCAGGCAUUUACAACCUUCAGGGCACCGGAGGAAGGCGUCUGUGUGUGACCGUUGAACCAGCACUGUUGCUAAAGGGUGACAUCAUGGUCAAAUGCUACCACAGACGGGCCCAAAGUGCUGACAGAGACACUGUGUUCAGGCUGCAGUUCCACACCUGCACCAUCCACGGCUCCCAGCUCUGGUUUGGCAAAGGAGAGCUGGACCAAGCUUGUACUGAUGAACGUUUUCCAUCUGAUGCAACAGUGGAGUUUGUCUUCUCCUCUGGGCCUGAGAAGAUCAAAGGCCGUGAGUACCAGAAGAACGAUUCAGCUGUUACAGUCGACUACAACACUGCAGACCCGGUGGUCCGCUGGGACUCCUACGAGAACUUUAACCAGCGGUAUCAGGACAGUCUGGAAGAUAUUGCCCACACCAGGGGUCCUGUCGAUGGCAGCCUUUAUGCUCAGAUAAAGAAGCGCAGAGGUCCCGGCUCAGGUUCUCUCAGUUCAACCAAUGGCAGCAGUCCAGGGCCUGGCAUUGUAGAAGACAGACCCAAUCAUCUCAUCACUCAAGGUUCUGACUCUGGCCUCUCCGCCCACUCCAGCCAUUUCAAUCAACCAUCUGUCCACCCUGACCGCCAGGAGGAGCCCAUUCAUCCUCCACCUCCAACCAGACAAGAGCAAGAGGAGCUGGAGCGCCUCCUCGGUGGCAUUGAGGGACACCAAGACGGAGAGCGAGAGACGGCCAUCUUGGAUGACGGUGAUUCCUUACCUUCAGAGCGAACCGGAACGCUGAGGCUCAGUCGGUCGUGUUCCUGUCGGGAUGGGUACCGAUCCCAGCGCUGCGCCGAGCCGGGCUGCGACCGUACGCUCCUCAUGCCCAACGGCUACUGCCUCGAUCGGGCUCCCGGCACCAAUGGGCACCAUGGCGCGACCCCCUCCGCCAGCCCCAACUCAGCCGCUCCUCCAUCACACAUGGAUCUGUGCCAGCACUACAGCCCACACCCACACCAGUCCCUCCCACCACCAGACCUGGUGUGGGAUAGGCAGAGUGGGCCGCCGCAUUACCUACACCGCUCCUGCUCAGAGGCUCCGUCAUCUCGCCAUAUGUACCCCUACCCAUCCCCAGAUCUGACCCCUCACCCUCACAACCACCCACUGCACCAUCCUCUGUCUGCACCAGGUCGCAUCUGCUGCAGAGACGACGACUACCCUCCCUAUCACCACCCUCCUCCACCUCACAGCCACCAUCCUCACCCACACCACACUAAACCCUCCACCAGUCCCACCUACCAUGACAUAAUGCUCAUGGACGGUCUGCCCCCGGCCGGCUGCCCCUGUAGGGACUGCAGCAUCCGCAGAGAGGACUCAGCCGCCUACCACGCUCUGAGACUGGAAAGAGCUGAAAGUUUCCAUUGGGACAGAGAUGCAGAGCUUCAGCAGCGGGAGGUGGGGCUUAGGAGGGCCCGGGAGGCGGAGUUACCACAUGGAUCUGAGCUUCAUUGGGAGAGGGAUCCCGGGUUGAGGCGAGGCAGGGAGCUGUCCCUCCACUGGGAGCGGGACAGGGAGGCUGAGCUGCAGUGGGAGAGGGAGAGGGAGGCUGACUAUUGGCACAGGAGGGCCACCGUAGCCUCUUAUGGCCCACAGGGUCACGACCUACCAGCCUUUACCUUUGAUCCCUUGCCAUCUGGACACCCGGCUUACCCAGAGGCGUCGAGGUCCCACGCACACUCGCACCUGGACCUGAAGUACAGCAGCAGCAGCAGCGGUUACCAGACGCCCCGGCAGGUGUGCCCUUGUUCACCGUAUCAGCCGUCCCCAUCCGAGAGCAGGGGCUAUGCCUCAGGAUACCAGUCUGAGUCCACGUCCCCUUUGCCACCCCCUUCCUCCAUGACGGGCACCUGCAGCCACGGCAACAGGCCAAUAGAGCACAACCACCACCACCACCACCACCACGCAGACUUGCAGCAGUCAUAUGGCUCUGACUCACACACUGAUGGCCUUCGUAGUUCUGGUGAAAGUGUAGGCUGGAGGGACCACAUUACCCAUGGUUCUUUCAAGAGGGUUCACAGAGAUGGUCACGCUGCUUGUUCUACACCGUCUGACAUGUCCGGACCACCUACACCUGUCCACACCAGCAGCCCUCUACGCACCCAGGAAAGUCCCAGUCCAGGUGGGAGGGACUAUGAGAUCCGGACUACAGACAUCAUCAGCAGUGACUAUGAGGGUCCACAGCCUCAGAACGGACAUUGCCAUGUUGAUAACAUUGUCCAGGAUUCUUCAGAUUCCCAAAGAAGCGGCACAGAAUCCUCAUCCAUCUCCCAAACUACGAAGGACACACAGUCACCGACACCAACUGCAUCUGCACAAACAGAAACCCAGAACCAGUGCACCGCUCCAACCGAACUGUCCUCAGCUUCUGCUCAGCAGCACUGCAGCUCCGCAGUGGACCCAAACACACAGAACCCAAACCCCACGGCUCCUGACUCUAUGACGCUGAGCACACCAACCCAGAGCCCCUCCCCCAUCCAAGCUUCACCUGCACCAAACACAUGCCCCCAACCCACCCCGGUCCCUCUUCACCCCUCAGAGGCUGCUGCUCUACCUUCUACUGCAGCCCAAGCAGUGUCACAGCCUCAGAACCAGACCCAGAACCACACAGGACUCACCUCGGUACAGGCCGGUGGAUCCUCUCCAACUAGGGAAUCUCACCUUGAAGCGCAGAAACCCGCUACGCCCACCAGCCCUACGUCUCCUGCCUCAGUUUCAUCCUACGUCCAACCUCCGUCCGUCAGUAUGGAGGGGUCUCCGGUCUCUGACAGCCCUGUUCCAGGCUUUGCCACCCUGGGCAGGAGGUUAAUGCUCAGCGGGUCUGACCCCCAUCAUCCAAACCACAUCCAGCCGCAGCCGCAGGGACCCGCACAUCAAACUCUGGACACUAAUAAGAGGCACUGCUACCCCACUCAUGGCCCACAACUGCACCCAUCCCACUCCAACUACUCCACCAUCACAAUCCCCCUCCCCCACCCACAGCCUCCACUACCUGAGAAGCGCCACCCGCCUUCUCAGUCACUCAGUGACGGUGUGGGGGCACAGAGGCCAGCGACUGGCCAAGCGCCUCCGUCCUCCUCUGCCAACCAGCAUCAGCACCACGUCACAUUCUCUCCCACUGUGGGGGAAAUUGCACCAUCGGUUGGUCAGAGUGAAGUUGUGGCGUCUGUGGACACUGAGAACAGGGUCAGCGUGAAGUUUGUCCAGGACAGUUCAAAGUUCUGGUACAAGUCUGGCAUCUCCAGAGAGCAGGCAAUCACAGCAUUAAAGGAGCGAGAGCCUGGGACUUUCCUGAUCCGGGACAGUAACUCCUUCCAGGGGGCUUAUGGUCUGGCCCUGAAGGUGGCGACACCUCCCCCCAACGUCAACAACCACAGCGGCAAAGUGAGCGACCCUCUGGAACAGUUGGUCAGACACUUCCUGAUAGAAACAGGCCCUCGAGGAGUGAAGAUCAAAGGCUGUCAGAAUGAGCCCUACUUUGGGAGUCUGUCUGCCUUAGUCUACCAGCACUCCAUCACACCCAUCUCUUUACCCUGCGCCCUGAAGAUCCCAGAGAAAGAUCUGAUUGGAGAGGUGACGGAGGUUCAACCAGUGAGUCACAUCAGCACCGCCGCCGACCUCCUCAAACAAGGAGCUGCUUGUAACGUUCUCUACCUGAACUCGGUGGAAACUGAGUCUCUGACCGGCCCUCAGGCCAUCGCCAAGGCAACAGAUGCCACUCUGGGCCGAAACCCCCGCCCCGCCGCCACCGUCGUCCAGUUCAAGGUGACGUCACAGGGCAUCACGCUGACCGACAGCCAGCGCAGAGUUUUCUUCAGAAGGCAUUACCCCGUGAACAGUGUAACCUUCAGCAGCAUCGACCCUAAAGACAGGAGGUGGACUAACUCAGACAACACCACUGUUAAGGUGUUCGGAUUUGUCGCUAAAAAGCCAGGCAGUUUAGCGGAGAACGUCUGCCACCUGUUUGCCGAGCUGGACCCCGAACAGCCUGCACCCGCCAUCGUCAACUUCAUCAACAAGGUGAUGCUGUCACAGCGGCGGUAGAUGGCCUCCAAAACAGAGAAAACCAACCUGCGAGCAGACACACAGUGCCAUGCAGCGUAUCCUGUGACAGUGCAAAGGCAUCUGUGUUCAUAAUGAGCCUUUGUGUUGUAUCAGUGCUUGUGUUUUCCUGGAACACACAUGGGCUCUUCGUCCAAUAGUGGUAAUAGAAACAGGCGGAAGUGUGUGUUUUAAGAACCUGAAAUGUUGACACUUCCUCCAGGAAGCUGCAGUAGAGUGACCACAACACUCACAUUAAACAAACCCUGGAAAUUCUGCACAAACUUACAAUUUUAUCUGAUCACUGCAGAUUUUCUGUCAAGUUUCACCAUACGUCACCAAAAAGACAGAACAGCGUUUCCUAUUAGUAGUGAUUUUUAUCUGUUAGUUUUUGUGCUUGGCAGAAUUUUUUCAUUGACAAAUAAAAAAGGUUUUGUUAGAAUAUGUGUAAACCUGAGACGCCGUCAGUCACUGAUGGCUACUGAUGGGCAGUUUUUCACUUCAAUAACAGUUGUCCCUUUUCCUAAAGCCAUUCCUCCAGUUAUGUAAUGGUGUUUUCACAAUUUACCAGCAGCUUUUCUAAAAAAAAACCAAAAAAAACAAAACAAGAAAAAAAAUACUUGGAGUGAAUUAAGUAAAAACUACCUCCAACUCCCAGAAACAAUUACUA
Molecule: messenger RNA, 6331 nt
Organism: Sphaeramia orbicularis (orbiculate cardinalfish)
Lineage: Eukaryota; Metazoa; Chordata; Actinopteri; Kurtiformes; Apogonidae
Gene: tns2a
Product: tensin 2a
Exons: 28
Coding region: 514-5664 (1716 amino acids)
Biological process (GO): peptidyl-tyrosine dephosphorylation
Cellular component (GO): focal adhesion
Molecular function (GO): protein binding; protein tyrosine phosphatase activity
Source: RefSeq, a predicted model, not a curated record